AUGUUGUUCCUCCUGUAUUGGCUGAACUGGUUCAUCUUCCUCAACUGCUCCUCAGCAGUUCUGCUUAAGUACAGACAUCUGGCAGAAGCUCUGAAUAAUCACACGGAUGUGGGGGUUGGGCCUAUAGUUCUGGCUCAUCUAUACAAGAAUCUACAUACUGCUACCUUGGAGAAUCCUCUAAAUCUGUCUGCUCCUGGCGCAUUCUGGAUGAUCCAGAUUUGGCUGCAAGUGUACUUCCCAGAACUGAGGUUUCCAGACAUCAUUCUGCCUGAAGACCAGGUUAUGGCUCAUUCAUUGAUGUCAGCAGAAGUGCCCAAGCGCUCCAUUGAAGAAUACUUGAUGUAUAGACUAUUCGAUAAAGAGCCAGAAGAAGAAGAAGCCACGAUUGAUUUCAGGAAGAAGUUCCUGGGUGUAACGAUGCCCAGGGACAUGCCAUUUGGUGGAGGCACUCCCAACUAUCAUCUGGGGAAAGUGUAUCACCCCAAUUUCUGCGCUAGGCAACUUGGCUGUCCUCAACUAAUUCCUCUUAAGUCAUCCAAAAGCUGCAGAUGUUCAAUUAAUAAAAUUAACAACAGUGUGGAUGCUCUCUAUCCAUCAUGGGAGCCUAAUUCCUGCAGUUCUACCAAUUUUGACGCUUGGUGGAAGGCUAGGUUUUUUGGCCUAAGGGACGCAAGCACUGCUGUAAAGGUGUUGUUUGACACCUGGGAUGCUGGCACUGUCUUAGGAGAAUCAGAUGCCAAGAAGUUUAUUGUACAUCUUGUGAAGGGCAUAAAUGCUCAAGUAAUUGAAGGACAAGCUGUUCAAUCUGGGGAGGUGAUUGGCAAGUUUCUGAAUUCUGCCCUCAUAGACCUGGAGCUCCCCUUUGGUGAUGAGGAGGAUGAUCAUGUGACUCUGGCAAAACCAAUUGUUGAGGCAACCCCUGCCAAAAAGAACAAAAGAAAAGAGACUACUCAUGCUCAGGACAGUGUUGCCCAGCCCGAAUCUCCAGAAGGAAUAGGGAUGAGACUAAGGAUUUCGAAUUCACCAUUGCAAAACCAACUCCAUGCUUAUAAAAUUAAACCGUAUUCAACUACCAACUUGUUUCCAGAGUUCGUUUUACAUAUAUAUGAUCAGCCAUAUGAUGUGUGGUUUGAUCAAAUUCUCCUAAUCUGCAACCUAAUUGGGAUGUUCAACUUUGGUUCCAAGUUAAAAGUCAUUAGCAUGCAAGAAAACGUGAAAGAACCAAAGAAAACACACGGCAGGAUGUUUGCAUAG
This is a messenger RNA of Prunus armeniaca (apricot), 1254 nucleotides long. The record is from the annotation of a GenBank genome assembly. Lineage: Eukaryota; Viridiplantae; Streptophyta; Magnoliopsida; Rosales; Rosaceae.